CAGACGACAUAGGAGGUCUCAGGGCACGCACCAUCCUUUCAGAACCCUUUCUUUCUGCAAGAGGUUUUCCAUGGUUUCAUGCAAAGAUGUCCUUCUGAAGACUCUGCCUUAAGUCCCCGUAAUUCAUUCUCUCCUUCUAAACUGGAUUCUCUACACCUCGUCCAUAAACCGCACUUGAUUUUUGAUGUCCCAUGAAGAUACCAGCAUUUUUCUGAAUCAGAAGCACAAGGGUACAUCCGAAGACCAUGGUACACAAAAGCAAGCCGUUUUGGAUUGGCAAUUUUAGAGAUCACGCCAUUAACAUAAACGUAGGUGGAAUGAAAAAACGCAUCAGCCCCAUCACCUUGUCUCAGUUUCCAGACACGAGGCUGGGGCGGUUGCUUUCCUGCGAGACAGAAGAGUCCAUUCUCCAGAUCUGCGACGACUAUGACUUGGUGUCCAAAGAGUUUUAUUUCGACAGGAACCCGGGCCUUUUCCCCUACGUUCUGUACUUCUACGAGACUGGGAAACUCCACAUGAUGAACGACCUGUGCGCUUUCUCUUUCUCCCAAGAGAUUGAAUACUGGGGAAUCAGUGAGUUUUUCCUGGAUUCCUGUUGCAGUUACCGUUACCACGAACGCAAGUUGGAAAGGAGGCGACGCAACUGGGACGAUGAUAGUGAAGCCAGCAGCAUUGAGACCUCUGUGGAUGAGAUUUCUGACGUUAACCAGGAUCUCAUGUAUUUUGAUAACUUAAGGUGUGGGAACUUGCGCAAACGCCUGUGGCUCACCAUGGAAAACCCUGGCUACUCCAUUCCUAGCAAAUUAUUUAGUUUCAUCUCAAUUUGUGUCGUUCUCAUUUCUAUUUCUACCAUGUGCAUCAACAGCAUGCCCGAAUACCAGCAAGUGGACGAGGAUAUGGCCCCUGUAGAUGACCCCAUUUUACACAAGCUGGAAUACUUCUGCAUCUCCUGGUUCACGUUUGAGGUGUCCUCACGGCUGAUUCUGACACCCAACCUGAAGAAAUUCUUCAGGCAUCCAUUAAACCUCAUUGACAUUGUCUCGGCGUUGCCGUUUUAUCUAACCCUUUUGGUAGACUUGACCGUUGGCAGCGAUUAUGAGCUGGGAGAUGUGGGGAAAGUUGUCCAAGUAUUUCGCUUGAUGAGGAUCUUCCGGGUUCUGAAGUUGGCCAGACACUCCACUGGAUUGCGUUCACUUGGAGCUACACUUAAGCACAGCUACAGGGAAGUUGGAAUACUCCUUCUUUACCUGGCAGUUGGGGUCUGUGUGUUUUCCGGAAUGGCAUAUACUGCGGAAAAAGAUGAAGACACUGGCUUUGACACAAUCCCUUCAUGCUGGUGGUGGGGCACUGUGAGCAUGACCACGGUGGGCUAUGGCGAUGUUGUGCCAGCUACAGUUGCGGGAAAACUGGCGGCUUCUGGUUGUAUCUUGGGUGGGAUAUUAGUGGUGGCUCUGCCUAUAACAAUCAUAUUCAACAAGUUCUCCCACUUCUAUCGCAGACAGAAAGCUCUUGAGAAUGCGGUGAGGAACAGCGAUAGCAUACCCAGAAAAGACAGCAACGUUGCUGAAGAUAAACACUCAGAACAGUCUGUAGAGCUUUGAGGACUUGGAGACUAGUCAUGUCAUGCAUAUUUAACAUAAAGCAAAUGCGCUUACAGUAAUAUGAUUAAAUAAUUGACUAUAUAAAGUUAACAUAAUCCAUAUCAUAGUUUACUUCAAACACUUGGGCCUCACCCAUCUGAAGCUUCACUACCGAAAGUACAACAAUACUGAUAUAUGUUCGAUGCAUUUUAAUAUAAUCUUAGGGAAAAGUCAGGACUAGCACUAUCUGAAUGCAAAGUCUUAUCUACAAAGGAAAGUCUUUUGGACUACUUAUUGCAGUAUUGGACCAUAAGCCUUUUCAGGAGUAUGGCUCUUUAGAAGAAGAGGUAUGAAGAACUACUAGAGCCUUACUAAGAACGCCAAUGUGCCAUAGAAUGGAGGCUGGCCUCAUAGUUUCAGAAGACUUCUAAAAAUGUUUAAUAUUCUGAUUUUACUUCCAAAGCCAGAGAUAAUGAUCUUGGUGAGUUAUAAUUUUUAUUGCUCCACCCUACCAAAAAAAACCCAUUUCUACUCUACUUCAACUCUGUUGUAGGAUAAGCCUUGAUACUGGGUUUUCAUAUAUUUUGGCACCCAAAUCAAAUUAAUUCUGUACGGCCAUGAUCUCAAAUUUCCAGAAAUUGGACAAAACAUGUAGAUUUGCAUGUGAUAAUGAAAAGAAAAGUGAAUACUAUUUUUAUAAAGAUGUUUAAUGGACAAUGAUUGUGGACUGAUUGCUCAACACAAGCAGCUUUUUCCUCAGCUUGCCUGACAGUGACCCCCCUUAAACGGUACCUGCCAUUCACUAUCUUAUGCCAAAGAAUAGAAAGAGUUGUCACCCAAAGAAGAAGUGGGAUCAUAAUGUAACCAGUGCAUUACAAUCAUGAUCAAAUGUGCUGUAUAUGAAACAAACACUUUUAUGGAUGCAUAAUGUUACAUCUUGCCUGAAUAAACUCGCCCAUAAUCCA
Messenger RNA from Xenopus laevis (African clawed frog), 2545 nucleotides. It is a transcript of the gene kcns1.S, whose product is annotated as potassium voltage-gated channel, modifier subfamily S, member 1 S homeolog. Bases 246 to 1601 code for a protein of 451 amino acids. The transcript has 3 exons. The record is from RefSeq and is a predicted model, not a curated record. Lineage: Eukaryota; Metazoa; Chordata; Amphibia; Anura; Pipidae.